This is a messenger RNA of Crotalus tigris (Tiger rattlesnake), 5579 nucleotides long. It is a transcript of the gene SAP30L, whose product is annotated as SAP30 like. The coding region runs from base 675 to 1208 and encodes 177 amino acids. Gene Ontology annotation, biological process: regulation of DNA-templated transcription. The transcript has 4 exons. The record is from RefSeq and is a predicted model, not a curated record. Gene Ontology annotation, molecular function: protein binding; transcription coregulator activity. Gene Ontology annotation, cellular component: histone deacetylase complex. NCBI's taxonomy places the organism in Eukaryota, Metazoa, Chordata, Lepidosauria, Squamata, Viperidae.
GGCAGGUUUUGUGUUUGAGGGAGUGGGAAAGGGACGAGAGCGAGGCGGGCGAGGGAGAGAGCGGGUGCGGGCGUUGGGCUGCCGUGGCCUGGUGGCCUCUCUGGCGGCGGAGCGACAGGUCGCGUCCGCCUAGCGAGUUCCGCGGAAGGGGCCGGCAGCUGGGCACAGCCAUACGUACCGGGCUGCCGGCUCCGGGGGCUGUGACCUAAGCAACCGAAGGGACGAGAUCCUCGGCCGGCUGCCAGGGGGUCGGGAGGCCGUGAGGAGGCGAGAAGAGGGACCCUUCUUGCUUUCGCCUCCUCUCGGAGGGGCUGCUUGCGAGGCUGGGGUCCCCAGUGGGUCGGGGCAGGCUAGGAGGACGGAGCGCGUCCGCCAGUUGAAGCGGGAAAGCGACUCCUCGGAGAGGCGAAGGACACCGCCAGCCCCGAAGGACCGCUUCCGGGGCCCCUGGGCGGGAUGGCGGCGUGAGGGGUUCCUCGGGGCCCCUGGGAAGGCCGCCCGGUGGACGCGGCGGACGAAGCGAGCGUUGCUUUGGCGGCUCUCUCCAGAUGUUUCCUUAAAACCCGCGGAGUCCCAGGGCGGGAUAGGCCGGGCGGAGGUUUGCGAGCGCAAAGGCUGGCGAAGUUGAUCCCGGCGCUGCCCCUUUGGUCGACCGAGGCUGGUGGGAGGUUGCGAUGAAUGGUUUCAGCACAGAGGAAGAUAGCCGGGAUGGUCCUCCUACCACCCCUUUUUACGGACAAAGUUGUUGCCUCAUCGACGAUGGGGAUCGUUGCGUCCGCCCGGCUGGCAACGCCUCCUUCAGCAAGAGGAUCCAAAAGAGCAUCUCUCAGAAAAAGCUGAAACUGGAUAUUGACAAAAGUGUAAGACACUUGUAUAUAUGUGAUUUCCACAAGAACUUCAUUCAAAGUGUCCGAAAUAAAAGAAAAAGGAAAACCAGCGAUGAUGGGGGAGACUCUCCAGAGCAUGAAAUAGAUGUUCCAGAGGUUGACUUGUUUCAACUUCAAGUAAACACUUUGCGCCGUUACAAAAGACAUUACAAAUUACAAACCAGACCUGGUCUCAAUAAAGCUCAGUUGGCAGAAACCGUCAGUCGUCACUUCAGGAACAUCCCAGUGAAUGAAAAAGAAACUCUUGCUUACUUUAUCUACAUGGUAAAAAGCAACAAGAGUAGAUUGGAUCAGAAAACAGAAAGCAGUAAACUGGAAUGAAAGUUAGGUAGACUAUGGACUCAAAACAAGUGUAAUAUUAAAAAAAACAUCAGGUGCAUUAUAAAUACUUUUUUAAAAAAAUAAGAUUUUUUGUGUAAAUUAAAAUAUACAUAAGAAAAUGAAGCAAAACUUGGUCUCCAUAUUAUAAUACUUAAUUUCAGAAUGUGUGGGAAAACCUCUGCAGUUUCAAAGCAUGGUCUUUAACCUGAAGGAAAGAUUAAAAGAAACUCAAGAUGUCAAAAGCAAUGACUGUUUAAGAAAUUGUCUUAUGUCACUGAUUGUAACAUAAUCCAUGCAUGAGUUUGGCAUUCUUGAAUAGGAUCAUAUCAUACUCACUAGUAUUUAAAGGUAUAGAUCAGGCAAAACUUCUAAAUUCUAAUUUAAAACUUCUCUGUGCUCACCAUUUGUGCAUUGCAUAAAAUUACUUGUUUUAAGACUAAAUAUCUCAGAUUUUCAUGGGUGCUAAAGAUUUCUAAUCCUAGCUUUUUUGCAUAUAUGUAUCAGUUUUUACAUUGAAACAUAGAAAUUGGCCAUCUUAACUCAUUUAUUAAUAUUUAUUAGAAUGUCAUGACUUCACAAAUUGUAAUGUGUUAAAUAUUUAUGUUUCUCAAGCAAACUAUUGAACAGAGAGCUGUUGCCACAGAUUCAUGCUAUUUGCUGACCUUUUAAGGUUGGGGAUAUAUGCUAAAAAUAAUUUUAAGGUGCUAUGAACUCUUUUUAAGCAAUUAGAAUCUCAGUCUGGUUCUGAUGAGGCUAUAAAGCAAACACUUUACACUAAUAAUCUGUUCGAUCCUUUGCAACUUAAAUGCACACAAUAUAGAAUGGGACUGUAGUGUCAAAUUGUAUAAAUGAAGGGCUAAAAUUGGCAGUGGCUUCAAUUUAUCUUAAUUUUGGUAGUGAGUACAAAUGCCAUGAUGAGUCAUUUAUUUGUUCUAGGUAUCAUGUUUUAAAAUGCAGAGUAACUGUAAGGUUCUCACUAUCUGUGCCCACAGUCCAGAACCUGAUAAUCAGUGCACACACACAAAGCUUGCUCUUCAUUUACUUAUGUGGGGAAGGUGGCAUUAUAGUCUAAAUGGUGCUUCCUGUAAGUCCUAACGUGCUUGGAGUUUAAUAUCUUUUUGAUCUCUUAUUAUAUUUUACAAUCUCCAAAGGCAUAAAUAUACUUUAAAAUGUCCUGUAGAGAUCCAGUAAUGUUCUGGUGUAUUUGAUAUUAUUCAGCAAUUAUACAAUAUCUGCAGUUUUCAUAUUACAUUUAGUAAUAGUGUUGAAUUAAGGACCUCUUAGUUCUUUUUUGCAAUCCUAAAAAACAUUAAAAUACUUUUCUUUUUGUCCAAAUAAAGAUAAAAUGUACUCUAUAAGAUGCUAAAAGGCAAAGUUUUUUCCAAACUUUAAUGAUACUUUGAUAAUUAACAUGGAGAUGGAUCUUGUUUAAUUCAGAAUUACAUUUUGUUGUCAUUCUAAGAAAACUAUGUGAAAACCUAAAAUACAUGUUUCAGCAAAUGCAAAAGUUCAUUUAUAUAGCCAUUUUUUAUUUUUAUUGCAAAUAGAUCACUAAUUUAUGUUACUGCAAUUAACUGAAUGCCACUUUAAAAGUGGAUAUUUUCAUCUACUUCAGUUUCAUCAUAGGAUAUGUCCUUUUAAUGUACACUUUAAAUUUAAAAACACAUAUGGAUAUAUAAUUGAAAACAACUAAAAUAUUUCAGACUGCUACUUUGUAUUUUAAAGUUCAUCAAAUAGUCCCACUUCUUCCUUCACUGAAAGGCUAAAGUAGAAAUCAAAUAUGCUAAAUGAACUUUAUAGCUGAAUGCGUAACAAAAUUGUAUUUGAAUAUUUGUAACUCCAGAAUAUUCACAUUAGAAGUGCCAUGACCAUGACAUAAUCUCUCAAUAGAGAUUGGCAUCCAGUGAGCAUCUUCUAGAUCAAAAAGGUAAAUCUUUUAGUUUUAUACUGUUAGGGCUCGUCAUGCAAAUAACAAAAUUUUAGCAAUUAAAUUACUACAAUAAAUUGCAACGACCAUCUGUUUACAUGAGCAAAUCUGUUCAGUAGUUGCUUUGGAGAUCAGAUUAAGUAAAGUAUUUUCCUAAAUCACAUAACAAUGUUCGUUGUCAUACUUUAUCAAAACAAAAUAUUUUAUGAGGAAAUUGAAGACUUUCAUGUAAGUUGUGAAGAAUAACUAAUGUUAGAAUCCUUGAGACAUGUCUUUUAGAGAUAUCUUUAUUUGCCUUACUCUCAGCUAGACCAAGUAUUGUACAAAUGUCUUGGCACAAGGAAAGGGCCAUUUUUCGUGACAUUUAGUGCUAGAGGCUAAUUUUAACAACAACAUAUAAUUGUGUGUGUGUGUUUGUGUGUAUUCAGGGAGUUGCCUGUGAUUCUUGAACAUCUAGUAUUGCAUCACCAAAAACACCAUCAUGCAGUCCAAAAUAAUGGCAAAUUAUGCUGCAUGCUAUUUAAGGAAGCUUUCAAAUUCCUAGUGGUUUUAAUAAAACCUUGAUCAUCAUUUUGAGCUUUAGAGGAUUUGAAUCCUAAAAUAAUAUCUUAACAUUAACAGUGUAUAUGAAAAAAAGAGUCAGACUGACGUGUGUAUUCAUAGAAAUCGGUCGGUGGUUUUAAUUGACUCUUGUUAAAUAUCAAUUUUACAUUGGAUUUAAGCUAUUAAAUAAUAAACUUUGGCCUGGGAGUGACUUCCCACAUUAUCUAGUAGUUGUAGGCACACUGACUACAGCAGUACUGAAUAAAACUCACUCAGAACCAAAGGCCUUCAAACCCACUGAAAGCUAGCAGAAGAUCUUUAAUUGUUUACUGGGCUUUGCAUCAGAGCCAAAGAAUUUAAUAUGGCACAUCUUCUAGAAUGAGGUUAACUUCAUCAAAGAUGGUUGUCCUCUGUGCAUUAGUUGUAGUUGUAAUGAUAGUAGUAAUAGCACAAGAAAUUUUGUUCAUCCCUGGAAUGAAGGAAAGAGCAAAGGGGAGGGGAAGUGCAAUGACAAUUAGUACUGGAGCAACAUUUUUAUGAAUUCCUGGUGCAAGGUGCGGCUGGAGCGUUUUGGAGGAAGUCUCGGUCUGGUGGUUUAGCUUCCAAGUGUGGUUCUGUAAUGUAAAUGUUACAUAUCAGAUUCCUACAUUAAAUUUAAUCUUUUCUCUUGCAACUAAUACCUUACAUUAUGGUUGAAAAGAAGAGGCCUCAUCAAUGUUCUUACAGAAUGCUGUAAAUUUGCCACAUGACAGAUUUGCCAAUAAUAAAUUUCCUGUGAGGGUCAGGAAAACAUCUUAAAGCCAAAGUAGUCCAGGGCAGGAGUAUUUUUCGUACUUUGAUAAAAUAAAAAAUAAAAAGAGCAAGUUCUAUUCAAGAAACAAAGCAGCUGGUGACUUACUUGGGAGACAAUUUAUGAAGCAGUAUUCAAAUUUUAUAAUAUGUAAAUUAGCCAAAUACAAUAUUGAGGGUAGGGAGGGAGAGACUUUGCACUUUAUCUUGUGUUGAUAAGUUCUAAUGUAAAUAAAAUGGAAACUCUUGAUAUUGUUAAAGAAAGCAUUUUGAUAAAAAUGUUGUUCUAAGGGGAAAGUGUUGUGCAUAGCACACUACUGUCACUUCACCGUGUGCAUUAAGAUGAGGGAUAGAUAGCUGCUCACAAAAGAAGCCUUUCAGUACUACCGGAUUAUUUAAAGGGCCCUGCUAUGAAAACGUAAUAUAUCGAUGUUCCUUCAUUUGUGCUACCUACCAUGCUCUACAUGCAUGAAUUUUUUUCUCUUUUAAAUAUGUAACAAUGCAGGGUAAUUCUUUUACAUAAUUUAUCCAAUUUCAUUUAUUCCUCACUAAAUGAAGUGUUAAAUUUUUAAAACUUUGAUAAGGGAAAGGGGCUCAUGCCUUAAACUCACAAUUUUCCAUUAAGUAGGAUUUAUGAAAUGUUUAGCAAUAGUUUUUUUUUCUGCGUUUGAUUUUUUUUGUACAUUUUUCAAGCAGAGGCUUAUGUAGAAAUCACCAUUUAUUACAUUGCCUUCAUUCUCUCUGCUUUGUCCUGCUGAAUAUUAAAAAAAUUGAACACAUAUUGACAAAUGUAUUUUAUUCCCCUUUGACUUAUAACAGCACAACCUUACCAUGAAAAAAUGAACUUUCUUUAUUCCUCAUUCAUUCUUGUGGAUCUUCAUGGCUAGCCUUGAUCCUUACGGCAAAUGUUUUGAGUCAAUCUUUAUCUUAAUUGUAAACUAUAAUAGUGUAUCCUGAAGCAAUCUGGUAAACCUAUAGUGCAACUGUAGAGUUUUUUCCUCCGAGAUGUAUAGCUUGCAUCCUUCUUUCCACUAUUAUAAUAGUUAAAUCUUUUACUGUUGAGAAAAAUGAUAAAUGCCUGAAUUUCUAAUAAAUGAUCAGUUCAACAAUCA